UCUGAAGCUGGAGUAGGAGAGGACACUUUGCUCCAGUCCACAGUAGGGACAGGCCCUAAUUUUCUUGCUUUGGCUAAUGAGCUUAGCUCGUGCUGAGCAGCUUUUAGCCCUGCAGGUUGUUGUUGUAGUGGGCACUGGUUAGCCCUUAGUGGUUAGCGAGAGGAGCCAGAGCAGAGGACUGGAUCUGAGGAGAAUCAGAGCAGCAGCCAAAGCUUCACCACUCCCCUGUUUUCCUACCAGGACCACCUCUGCUUGUGCGGGCACUGCGGCUGGGACGUCUCUCUACUCUCUCCCCUCCCUCCUUCCCUCCUCUGCUUCUCUCUAACACUACCUGACUCCCUUCUCUCUCCCUCUCUGUCUGUCCCGGAGCACUGACAAAGUGCUUUUGUAGCUGCAUCACCUCUUGGGCAGCUGCAUUCUACCUCGUAUUUCCAUCUCUUUCAAUUCUUUUCUAUCUUAACUUCUCGCCUGACUUUGUUGCCAAAAUGUACCGGAACCCGUGGAUUUCGAAUUACCUGAGUCACGUCAAGUUUUGCAGCCAAGGACUUGGGAGUGAGAGCACCAUUAAAAUAAGCAAUCCCAGAUUGCUACAGAAGAGAGCACUGAGCUUCCAGAAAGAAUUCUCCUUUGACGAAAAAGACGAACCAGACAAAAGCACCAAGGACAUAGAUGUUAGUCUCUUGGCUAGUCUCCCAAAAGUGUCUGAAUUGAGGAAACGAUUUGAAGGUAUUACCACAAGUGCAAGUGACUGGGAAAUGAACAGGAAGGAGCGUAUCGCCCGACGGUUGGAGGGCAUAGAGGGUGAGGUACAUCCAUCUCUACUGCCUACCUUGGUGGCCAACCGGCUUCUGGAGGAGGACACACCAAGAUACACCAGAGCCUCUGACCCCUGUGAGCCCUGUGCUGUUACAGUCCAGCGGUAUGGAAUGGAGGGAUUUGAAAGCCCAGAAAUGCAGCUGAAGGCUCCAGAGCGACAGUCCAGAGCUCGAUGCAGGCCUGAUCCUCAAUCAUCCAUCCACAUGGAACCAGUCCAUAGUUCAGGUUCUGUGACCGGUGCCCCAGAGCUGGAGUCCAAAGCUGAACGCAUUGCCCGCUAUAAGGCAGAGCGGCGCCGGCAGCUGGCUGAACGCUAUGGGAUCUCUUUGGAUCAGGAGCCAGACCUGGACCACACCUCCCGCUACACCCGCAGCCAGAAAGAAACAGAGGGCUCAGAAUGGAAUGCUAGAGGUGGCUCAGUGGGGGAGGAAGGCAAGGACAUCACCCUUAGCGCCUACACCAGCACCUCAGCCACUAGCCCGAGAGCAGGACGCUCUGCUCUAUCGUACAGCCACGACGACCCUGGCUAUGAUGUUGGUCGAACCAGAGUGGACUCAUUCUCAGAAAGAGAGAGGCUGAUGAACCUGGAGAAUCAGCGCAGGGCUGCUUCACACGAGCCUCCAUCCUCUUCUUCCUACAUGGACGUAACGUCAUUGUCCUCCUCUGCCAGGGUGCCUGCUAAGGACUAUUCAGUAACAGGAAUGCCACCCAGCUCACCCAAGCUGAGCAGACACUCGUCCAUCUCCUCACCAAAACAUGGGGUGUCUCCUGGUGACCUAUUCAUUGAGCAGCAGGCCCACAACAUCCUCAGCAGACAGGGUGUGAGGGCAAAACUUAGCACUGAUUGGUUCCUCCAGACUGACGCUGAGGGCGACACCCACUCCCUCAUCAACUGGCCGUCAAGAAUCCGAGUUAGGGAGCGGCUUGCCAGAGAGGAGGGCCACCAGAGAAUCCCAGACAUUGGGAAUGUUACAGAAGCCCCAGUGUAUCGCAGACAGUUCCAACAUCAACCCCAGAUCUCUACACGCUACCACACAGAUCCACCAGGCCUCCAGCAGUCCUACUCCCACCCCCACCAUCAUCCCCAAGCUCUGCUCACCCGCUCUGCUUCCCAGGGAGGACAGGAAGUUGGCAGUUACCCCAGUUACCUGUCCAUGGCCUCUGGUCCCACAUCUAGAGCCGGUCAGCCACCACAACAAUUUCAGGCGGAAGAGACUGAGGAGUCCGAGGACAUGAAGACAGAGGGCCUUCUGAGAAGCAGAAAAGCAGUCCUGCCCUCAGAGAUUCGACGCAGGGAAAGGAGUACCGAGGACCCACGAAGAGGAAGAGGGGAAGAGGACCUAGAGAUGUCCAGGGUGCAAACCCUUAGCCAGGCGAGGGAGGCUGAGGCAGAGGACGCUGCAAGAGGAGGAUCCAGAGACAAACUCAGGUGCGAUGAAGCAGAACACACUUCUCAUCCACAGUCUGCAGAAGGUGGACCCAGAGAGAGGGAAAAUGCCAUCUAUAUUCACAAAGGGCUGGCUGCAACCCACAUCCAUCCCAGAGCAUCACACACUGGCCCAGGAAGCUCCACAUCCAGCACAGCCUUGAACUGCUCGUUGUCAGAUGCUAGGAAUCCUAGGGGGUCCAAUCAGAGGAACCUGCAGCAUCAGAUUCAAGACCACCGAGAGGUCAGGCAGGGUGAGGGUUUCAGCAAUGGAGAGAGUCCCCAGGAAACCCGGGUGUCUGUGGCCCAGCUCAGACAUUCCUACAUGGAGAGCACAACCACUCCUCCAAACCACCGCAGGAACAAGCUGUCCUGUGUGAGUUCAGACUUUGCUGCCACUGAAGUUGACGAAGAGAAGCUAGAUGAACGGGCCAAACUGAGCGUAGCAGCCAAACGCUCUCUCUUCAGAGAGCUGGAGAAGAGCACUGAUGGCGGAGCUCCUAAACCCCGGUCCAGGAAUGCAGCCGUGGACAGGAGACUGAGACGGACACAAGACCGAUCUAGAACUCAGCCAGUCACCACUGAGGAAGUAGUCAUUGCAGCCACCCUGCAGGCAUCCUCACAACAGAACACUGCUGCCCGGGAGCAGGUACGGGAGGCCCGUCCAACACCGGAUACCCAGGAGGUCCAGGGCUCCAGGCAGGUGUUGGCAAUGGCGGAAAAAGUUGAGAAGCAGAGUCAGGGUCAAGAGGAACCUGACCUCUGUACCCUCAGCCUGGCAGAAAAGAUGGCACUCUUCAACCGGCUGGCUCAGCCUCCUACCAGGGUCACUCGCACAAGAGGCGACACACGGCAACGCAGGGCCAACGCUCGCUACCAGACACAGCCCAUUACACUGGGAGAUAUGGAACAGGAGCUCUCAGACAUAGACAUCAGGGAUGAACAGGAUCUGUGUGACAGCCCAGUAGAACUCCUGCAACUUCAAAAUGGUGCAGGCUCUUAUUUUGGACCCCUUUCCUCUUCAUCAUCCUCAUCUACCCUCAAAGCAGGAGGCACCGUCUCCACUGACCAUGCUGGAGACAUCCACAUCACCAGAGCACACGUGGAGUCAAUCCCUCCCAGCUCUGACAGGUCUUUGCCUCCUCGCCACACAGACAGUCUGGCCUGGAGGUCCCAGGACACCUCGGACCACCACAGGUACCAAGUCUUGUCCCAAGGAGAAGACAGAGCUGAUCUGGGGGGGAAGAGGAGGCUGCCCUCUCCAGAGGGAGUGGUCAGGCAGGUUGCUCUGCCCCAUCCUCAGACUGGAAGAGAGAGGAGGGGAGCUGAGGAGGUGGGGGGGCAGCAACAGGGACUGUCUAGAGGGAGGGAAGAGGCAGCAGUGCAGAGCUCAGAGAGCCACAUGCUGCUGGAGAGGCAGGAGCAGAGGGCGUAUCUGAAGGAGGAAGGAUUCUACUCAGACAUCCAGAGGAGCAGGACCGUCACUGGAGAGCCAGUAGAGUCUGCGUUAACAUACAGAGGAGCAGCUGGUUCACCCGGGAGUGUUUGUCAACCUCCAGUGGGGGACACAUAUACAACUGGCAGUGGACUCGCAGACGGCCUGAUUCAGCUUGAGCAGGGGGAUGAGCUGAGUGACAUGAUGUCGACCCGACAAAUGUCCAUCAAAGAGAGAGUCGCCCUACUAAAGAAGAGCGGCGAGGAGGACUGGAAGAACAGGAUCAAUAAGAAGCAGGAUGUGGUGAAGGUUGCCGUGGGUGAGCAGCAUGCUCAGCUCUGGGAGGUGGAGCAGAGCUUCAAGAAGAAGGAUGAUGAAGCAGUGAUGAUGAUCGAUGAGUUUGCUGUGUCCGACCAGCUCUGGGAGCCAGUCUUUGCUGCUACUUUCUCUCCUCCUCCUGACCCUCCUUUCCAUUCUUCUUCCCCUGAUGAGACAGCUAGCCAGGCCACCAGAUCUCCCAGACCCACGCAGGUGGAUGAAAGACACCCCUGGAGACGGAAGAGAAUAGCGGAGUCUGAGAUGGAGUGCCAGAGGAUAGAGGCUCACAUGUCUAUCCAGGAGAGGAAGCAGCUGAUAGUGGCCCAGGAGGAGGCCUGGAAGAGCAAAGGCCAUGGAGCUGCCAAUGACUCCACCCAGUUCACCGUGGCUGCACGCAUGGUGAAGAAAGGACUGGCAGCCCCCUCUGCCCUCCAGUCUCCAGUGCUGUCCAAACCCAAGAACACCAUCCUUGCCAUCUCCAAACCACAAGAAGACAUGGAGGAGAUUUCUGAUACUGAAGAGAUUAAGGCUGUACCAGAUCUGAACCUGGAGUCGGACCAGAAGUUGGAUAAACUGGAGUCAUUCCUUGGAAAGAUAAACAGUAAAGUGCCUGGACUUCCAGAAGCAACCAUCACAGUGACUGAGAAGAAGGUAAAGGAAGUGAUGACCCUCGAAGAUGAAACUUUUUCCAAGUUCUACCGCCAAGUGGAAGAACUUCCUUCCAUCACAAACAAGGUGGAAAUAAACGACGACUUUGAUGCCAUUUUCGGCCCUCAGGAGCCAAAACUGACUUCAGAGAUGGUACAGCACAAGCGAGCGGUGCGUCCGGCACGUAACGUCCAGUCAUCCAGAAACCCUCUGAAGAUGUUGGCUGCCAGGGAGGAUAUCAGACACGAGUACACAGAACAGAGGCUCAACAUUGGUCUGUUGGAGAGCAAAAGGAUGAAGGCUGAGAAGAUGAAUAUGAACUCUGGUUUCUCUGAAGUAGCUCUAGCUGGUCUGGCAAGCAAGGAGAACUUCAGCAAUGUCAGCCUGCGCAGUGUCAGCAUCUCUGAGCAGAUGUCCAAUAACAGCGCUGUGCCUUACAAGAAACUCAUGCUCCUGCAAGUCAAAGGCAGACGGCACGUCCAGACCAGGUUGGUGGAACCCAGAGCAUCGUCACUGAACAGUGGUGAUUGUUUCCUGCUCAUCACACCACACAACUGUUUCAUCUGGACUGGGGAGUUUGCUAACAUCAUUGAGAAGAGCAAGGCUUCGGAGCUAGCUAAUUUCAUACAGAGCAAAAGAGAUUUGGGUUGCCGAGCUAAUUAUGUCCAAGUCAUUGAGGAGGGCAUCAACACACACAGCCAUGCUGUCAAGGAGUUCUGGAAGAAUCUAGGAGGGCAGUCAAGUCAUCAGUCUGCAGGAACACCAGACGAAGAUGAGUUGUAUGAGAGUGCCAUUGUAGAGACAAACUGCAUUUACCGGCUCAUGGAUGACAAACUGGUCCCAGAUGAUGAUUUUUGGGCCAAGAUGCCCCGCUGCUCCCUGCUCAACCCCAAAGAGGUUUUGGUUUUUGACUUUGGCAGUGAGAUGUACAUUUGGCAUGGGAAGGAAGUAACUCUAGCACAGAGGAAAGUGGCCUUUCAGCUGGCUAAGCACCUGUGGAACGGCACCUUCGACUAUACAAACUGUGACAUCAACCCGCUGGACCCGGGAGAGUGCAACCCACUCAUACCGAAAAAAGGCCAGGGCCGACCUGACUGGGCAGUGUUUGGCAGACUAACUCAACACAAUGAGACCACGCUAUUCAAAGAGAAGUUCAUGGACUGGAGCGACUCCAGGAAAACACCCAGUCCCACAAAAAACUCCAGUGAUCACAUCACUGAUCAAAAGGAGCAGCACAUUUCCGAUCAGCCUCGUGCGUAUGACGCCUCCCUGAUGCUGCCCCUUCAUCAGGCACCCGUCUGCACCAUCCUUGACGGGUUCAAUGUAGGUCGGGGCUAUGGCCUGGUGGAGGCAGAGGAGUGGCGGAGCUACAAGAUCAGCACUCUGGUGGUGGAGGUGUGGCAUAUCCUGGAGUUCGACUACAGCCGCCUGCCUCGUCAGAGCAUCGGCCAGUUCCACGAGGGUGACACCUACGUGGUGAAAUGGAAAUACAUGGUCAGCACUGCCGUUGGGAAGAGACAGAACCCAGAGCAGCUGAAGACAGCAGGAGCUGGGAAGGAGAAGUGCUGCUACUUCUUCUGGCAGGGCCGCAACUCCACCGUCAGUGAGAAAGGAACGUCAGCGCUCAUGACGGUGGAGCUGGACGAGGAGCGGGGAGCACAGGUUCAGGUUCAACAGGGUAAGGAGCCUCCGUGCUUCCUGCAGUGCUUCAAAGGAGGGAUGGUUGUCCACUCAGGAAAGAGAGAAGAGGAGGAGGAAAACUCACAGAAUGAUUGGCGUCUUUACUGUGUGCGUGGAGAGGUGGAGGUGGAGGGCCACUUGCUGGAGGUGGCAUGUCACUGCAGCAGUCUGCGCUCCAGAGUCUCCAUGGUGCUGCUGAGUGUUAGCCAGGCCCUCAUCUACCUGUGGCAUGGUUGCAAGUCCCAGAUACACACACAGGAGGUGGCCCGCACUGCCGCAAAUAACAUCAAACAACAUUGUCCUCUGGAAACAGGCCUCCACAGCAGCAGCAAGGUGUCUAUCUGGGAAUGUGAUGAGGGGACAGAGCCCACAGGAUUCUGGGAAGCCCUCGGGAGGAGGGACAGGAAAGCGUACGACUGCAUGUUGCAAGAUCCCGGCAGGUUUAACUUCACACCUCGUCUGUACCAGCUGAGCAGCAGCUCAGGAGAGUUUGUAGCUGUGGAGUUUCUCUACCCAGCCAGAGACCCCAAGCAGAUCAACUCUAUGCCUUUUCUUCAGGAGGACCUGUAUGCAGCUUCCCAGCCCGCCCUGUUCCUGGUGGACAACCACCAUGAGGUGUACCUGUGGCAGGGCUGGUGGCCUCAGGACAGUGAAAGCACCGGCUCGGCUCGAAUCCGCUGGGACUCAGAUAGGAAGUGUGCCAUGGAGACAGUGCUGCAGUACUGCAGAGAAAAGAAUGAGAAGAAGCCUCCCAAAUCGUAUCUGAUCCAUGCAGGUCUAGAACCACUCACCUUCACCAAUAUGUUUCCCAGCUGGGAGCACAGAGAGGACAUCGCUGAGAUUACUGAGAGGGAGGCAGAAGUGUGUAGUCAGAUUAUCCUGGUGGAGGACGUGUUGGCCCGGCUGUGUAAGAACACAUACCCCCUGGCAGACCUUCUAGCCCGGCCGCUGCCUGAAGGAGUGGAUCCUCUUCGCCUGGAAGUCUACCUGUCAGAUGACGACUUUGAGAAAGCCCUGCAGAUGAGCAGAGAGGAGUACGGUGGUUUGCCCAGCUGGAAGCAAGUGAACUUGAAGAAAGCUAAAGGACUUUUCUAAACAGUUGAAACGGAGAACUACUGGAGUCAUCAGAAAAAAACACCACCAGGAUGUUGUUUAGACAGGAGUUGCUCCUCCUGAGUUUAGUGGGGAGUUAAUGAUGGACAAGAGGGGCUCUGGAGGUGUAGGACAGAGGUGUACCAGCUUCUUGUGAUGCACAUUUCCCUCACAUCUGCACUCUGUGUUGGUAUUUUGGUUGUAAUAAAAAGGAGGCAAAUGUCGGAGGUUGUGCCUCUGAGUUAAAUUCACUCUUUAAUGUAUGUACAUAUGUACGAUAUGCAAGAUAGCCAGUGUCCUUAUGCUGUCAGCCUUAAAGUCAUCCAUAGGACUCAGGUCUGUCAGCCUGUUGGGCAAACUCCACAUCAAACUCUCUGCUAUAUGUGUAUGUUUGUCUGUGCAUAAUAAAUAAUUUAUAUUUAUAUCAAAUCUAUAUAGGAAUUUUAAAAAAACUUCUCAGAUAUUCAAAAGAUAAUGAAAUAAAGUGUGUAAUUAUUGUCACAGAGAUUUGUGUCAUACAUUGAUAAAUACUGGAUGUUGCAAAACUUCUGCUGUACAGAUCACUGUUUGCCAUUUACAAAUGAAUCGAAGCAGCUUUUUCUUUUUUCUGAAUGUGUUUAGUCAUUAUUGUUUCAGGAUGUCAGAUAGGAACAACAGAGGCGUUGACUAAAGGCAGAGUGAUGAUGACUGGAUGUCUCUGAUUUUGAAAUCCUUCAGUGUAUAGUGCCUUGCUCUGUGUACAGUUUAUAUACAGAUCCUAGUCUGCAUUUUGAAGACUUUUUGUGAUAUGAAGAACUAUUGUAGAAAUAAACUUUGAAAGUUUGCUAUCAGA
This is a messenger RNA of Acanthochromis polyacanthus (spiny chromis), 8247 nucleotides long. RefSeq names its product supervillin a (gene svila). Gene Ontology annotation, cellular component: actin cytoskeleton; cytoplasm. Gene Ontology annotation, molecular function: actin filament binding; phosphatidylinositol-4,5-bisphosphate binding. The record is from RefSeq and is a predicted model, not a curated record. Lineage: Eukaryota; Metazoa; Chordata; Actinopteri; Pomacentridae. Gene Ontology annotation, biological process: actin polymerization or depolymerization; cytoskeleton organization; actin filament severing.